GUCAAGAUGGCGGACGAGCGUGACGGAACGGAGCAUAGAGUGCUGAGAGUAAAUCAGCUGGAUGCUGCCCAGCUUGAUGAGGAAAUUAUCCAUCUUCUUCGAAAUCAGCUGAACAAGGCGUUUCACUACUUCGAGGCUGGUGUUCUCACAAAAUAUGAAGCUGAACUGAAUGCAGUACUAAGAUUUCUUGUGUGGAGGUUUUCAGUGUACAGCAGUAAUUCAACCAUCGGUCAACGCAUGCUCAACAUGAAGUACACUUCAGCAGGGAGCACUGUGAGUCUAUUACAAAAGCUUUUGUUUGGUUUUUGCAUUGUUGGAAUACCCUAUAUAAGAGAAAGAAGCAUUGACAUAAAAGGAAUUACAGACAGAAUUUUGGACUUAAACUCUAUUUGGAGAUAUGUUAAUGUAGGUGAAAAACUGUUUCAGUUUGCUUCUGUCCUUAACUUCCUCAUUUUUUUACAAAAGGGAAAAUAUCCUUCCCUUCUUGAACGUGUUCUUGGAAUUCAUCCUGUAUUUGCCCAGCGACAAUCAAUUCGACAAGUCAGCUUUGAUUUCAUGACUCGUGAAUUACUCUGGCAUGGAUUUGCAGAAUUUGUGUUUUUCCUUCUUCCACUUAUCAACAUCCACAAACUAAAGAACUUGCUGGUUAGACGGUUUUCAAGUCCAGCUUCUCUUGACAAGCAGCCAUCAAUCAAAGUAGCAUGUCAUGAGUGUGGAAUUUGUAAUGAACCUCCUACUGCACCUCAUCAAGGUCUGUGUGGUCACGUGUUCUGUUAUUACUGCAUCAAGGCCAACAGUUUAGCUGACUCGUCGUUUCCAUGCCCACUCUGUGGUUCACCAAUGGGUGAUGAUAUUAUCCCUGUCGAAUGUACAGUCGCUUUGGAAGUAACGUGAUUAAUAAAUAUUCAAAAGCCGGUCGUAUCCAAAUCACAGGACCUCGACUUCCUGGAGGAACAGAAGAGUUCUUCAGCCCGAUGCAUAUUUUGAGCGUGUAAAUACGGUAAAAUUUCCGCACAGCCCCAUACUGCAUUAUGCAUUCAGUUCGUGGAUAGAGAAAACAAUGACAAAAAAAAAAUACAUUGCCAUUGGGAAAACAGAUUUGUUUUACAACAGUAUGGGGAUGUGCGGAAAUUUUAGCGUAAAUACCUUAUGUAGUGGAAAAGUUUGCAAGAAGCACGGCAAAAAAACUAGCGUUUACCAUAUGGAGAACUAAAGUUGAAUUCACGGAAAACGCGGCAUUUUUCUAACAUUUACCAGUGUUUUGUACGGCAACUGAGCUUCAAUGAGAAAUUGAUGGCCUUUGCGAUACACUGAAAAAUUAAGAAGAGGACGGGAUUACUGUAAGAUACCAAUCGACCGAAAGACUCAGCGAAAUAAUAGCAUAUUAAUGUAAUUCAUUUUAUGGCUGGCAGCUCUCGUGGGCAAGGUGAGGCGAAUCCUGUGUUCUGAUUGGCUACCCAAGCCCAUCCGGAUUGUCCGCUUUGAUCCCCUUGCGAG
Molecule: messenger RNA, 1497 nt
Organism: Pocillopora verrucosa
Lineage: Eukaryota; Metazoa; Cnidaria; Anthozoa; Scleractinia; Pocilloporidae
Product: peroxisome biogenesis factor 2
Biological process (GO): protein import into peroxisome matrix
Cellular component (GO): peroxisomal membrane
Molecular function (GO): zinc ion binding
Source: RefSeq, a predicted model, not a curated record